Topomyia yanbarensis is the source of this 948-nucleotide messenger RNA. RefSeq lists its product as uncharacterized. Gene Ontology annotation, biological process: DNA integration. Lineage: Eukaryota; Metazoa; Arthropoda; Insecta; Diptera; Culicidae. The transcript has a single exon. Bases 1 to 948 code for a protein of 315 amino acids. Gene Ontology annotation, molecular function: nucleic acid binding. The record is from RefSeq and is a predicted model, not a curated record.
AUGGCGCCAUUGCCUGCUACACGCAUUACACCAGCGAAAGUUUUCGAACAUACGGGGCUGGAUUACUGUGGGCAACUCGCGGGAAGGGGCGCUUCGGUAAAAGUCUGGGUCGCAGUGUACGUUUGUUUCGCCGUAAAAGCCGUGGUGCUAGACAUCGUCGCCGGGUUGUCAGCAGCCGCGUGUGUCAAUUCGCUUAGACGCCUAGUCAGUCGAAUCGGGCGCGUUCGCGUAAUACACUGCGAUAACAGCACCUCGUUCGUCGGCGCGUUUCGCGAAGUUAAGGAGAUGCGACAGCAAUUCAUCGAACAGCUGAAAUCCAGUCAUUGGGCGAACGAGUGUUUGGAGAAAGGCAUUGAAUUCCAGUUUAUUCCCACGCGAGCACCGCACUUCGGCGGGCUGUGGGAGGCGGCUGUGAAGGCGUUUAAGCACCAUCUAUCCCGCAUCAUGGGGUCUUCACCGUAUCACUUGGACGAUCUACGCACAGCCGUCGCUCAGGCCGAGGGCAUCUUGAACUCUCGACCCUUAACACCGCUAUCCAAUAAUCCAGAAGAUCUAUCCGUGCUCACUCCAGCUCACUUUAUUCUGGGCGAAUCUGUGUUUUGCCUCCCCGAACCAGAUCUUUCUAAUAUUUCCAUUAAUCGCCUUUCCCACUUCCAGGCGACUCAGCGAUCCAUCAACGAUCUUUGGAAACGCUGGUCAAAAGAGUACAUCAGCCUAUUGCACCAACGGCCAGCCAAGUGGCGGAAAUCUCCUACCGAGUUCAAAAUUGGUUCGAUGAUUAUUCGGAAAAAGGACAACACUCCUCCCCAACAAUGGCCUCUCGGGCGCAUUGUGGCUGUCUAUCCGAACAAGGAUGGAAUCGUGCGGGUUGUAGACGUGCGUACGCAAGCUGGCAUUCGUCGUAGAGCCACCACACAGGUUUGCUUGCUGCCCAUUGAGGAACCGUAG